Asparagus officinalis (garden asparagus) is the source of this 309-nucleotide messenger RNA. RefSeq lists its product as uncharacterized. The transcript has a single exon. The record is from RefSeq and is a predicted model, not a curated record. Bases 1 to 309 code for a protein of 102 amino acids. Lineage: Eukaryota; Viridiplantae; Streptophyta; Magnoliopsida; Asparagales; Asparagaceae.
AUGGGUGUUCAGCGAUUCGGUAGAUGGGGAAAGCUUGCCCUGAGAUAUGUCGGUCCAUUCAGGCUUAUUGAGCAUGUUGGAGCUAUUUCGUAUAGAUUAGAUCUUUAUGCGUCAAUGUUGAGUGUACACGAUGUCUUUCAUGUUUCGAUGCUCAAGAAGCAUUUACGCGACGAGGAGCAACAAAGGGUGAUUGAUGCACUAGAGAUUGAGAUCCAAGAUGAUUUGACUACCGUAGAGAUUCUGAUUUGUAUUCUUGCUAAAGAGGCUAAAAAGUUUAGAAACAAAGUUAUUUCAUUAGUGAAAGUUUAG